Messenger RNA from Thermothelomyces thermophilus ATCC 42464, 2487 nucleotides. RefSeq lists its product as uncharacterized. Gene Ontology annotation, cellular component: membrane. NCBI's taxonomy places the organism in Eukaryota, Fungi, Ascomycota, Sordariomycetes, Sordariales, Chaetomiaceae. The record is from RefSeq and is a predicted model, not a curated record. Gene Ontology annotation, biological process: amino acid transmembrane transport. The transcript is spliced from 4 exons. Gene Ontology annotation, molecular function: amino acid transmembrane transporter activity. Bases 356 to 2371 code for a protein of 671 amino acids.
CGCCCAAAUACCCGGCGUCCUUGCUGCGGAAGUGAUGCUUGUAUCCUGGUAUCCCGGCGCUAGAUCAUGCUCCGCUGCCCCAGAGGGACCCGGGAAGUCCCUUGCUGAAUGUACACGAGCGUUGAUGAGGUCCAGACUACACUGGGACCGGUUCGCGGACUUCUCGCCAGGACUUUCUUUUUUGGGACCAUCACAACCGAGCAGCACCAUCGUCCGGCCCUCGGCUGCCAAGGUGCGUUGCGAUCAGGCCAUACACUCUAUGACAUUUCCGUCCCGAUUAGCUCGAGGGCUCCGAUCUGUAUCCUGCGGCGCCUCCGCGUGGCUGGCGAGCUUGUCGUGCAAGGAUCUCGUCGAGAUGGAGCUCCACAAAGACCACGACAUCGAAAUGAACCCGCUCGGCCGGGCACGCAGCGCCCCAGAAGGAAACCCCUUCGCGCCGUACGGCGGGAGAAGCAUCAUCUCCUCCGCCGGAGCUCGCCCCGGGUCCAGCCGCUCCGUCCCCGGCGGGACCAAGAGCGGGAGCGGCACCGCGGCCGGCGCCGGAGGCAUGAGAGCACGCGUCGAUCGCUUCAUCGACUCCUUCAAGCGCGAGGACGGGUCGAGCGAACGCUCCCUGCGCCGCGGAUCCAGGGACAUAGACGGCUACCACGACGAUAUCAGCGACGGAUACGACGCAGGGAGGCGGCCCCCGGCAGGAACAGCAGCAGCAGCAGCAGCAGCGACGGGAGUCGUCCGCGGAAACGGAGGGGCCCGGUACUACGACCUGCGCGCCGCCAAUAUCCGGACGGCCAGCUCGCUGCUGGCGAGGGAGCUCAAGGGCCGCCACCUGCAGAUGAUCGCCAUCAGCGGCUCCAUCGGGACCGGCCUGUUCGUGGCCUCGGGCCAGGCGCUCAGCCAGGGCGGGCCCGCCUCCGUCCUGGUCGCUUACCUCCUCGUGGGCGUCAUGCUGUGGUGUACCGUCCAGGCCCUCGGCGAGAUGGCCGUCGUGUUUCCCGUGGCCGGCUCCUUCUCGGCCUAUUCGACCCGCUUUCUGGACCCCAGUUGGGGGUUCGCCAUGGGCUGGAAUUACGCCCUGCAGUGGAUCGUGGUGCUUCCCCUGGAGAUCAUCGCCGGCGCGCUCACGAUCCGAUAUUGGAACCCAGAGCUGAACUCGGCCAUCUUCGUGACUGUCUUCCUACUCACCAUUGUCGCUAUCAACCUGUCGGGCAUCAAGGGGUACGGCGAGGCCGAGUUUAUCUUUGCUAUUGUCAAAGUCACGGCCGUCGUCGGGUUCAUACUCCUAGGAAUUGUGAUUAAUAUUGGCGGCACCCCGACAAGUGGCUACAUCGGGGGCAAGUACUGGCAGGACCCGGGAGCCUUCAACAACGGCUUCAAGGGCCUAUGCACCGUCUUCGUGAAGGCCGCCUUCGCCUUCGCCGGCACCGAGCUGGUCGGGCUGGCGGCGGCCGAGACGGCCAACCCGCGCAAGUCGCUGCCAACGGCCAUCAAGCAGGUGUUCUGGCGCAUCACCCUCUUCUACAUCGUCUCGCUCGUGCUGGUCGGCCUGCUGGUGCCGCACGACGAGGCGCGCCUGCUCGGGGCCACCAGCAUGGCCGACGCCUCGGCCAGCCCCUUCGUCAUCGCCAUCGAGAGCGCCGGCGCCACCAUCCUGCCGUCCGUCAUGAACGGCGUCAUCCUGGUCUCGGUCCUCUCCGUAGGCAACUCGUCCGUCUUCGGCUCCACCCGCACCCUCGCCGCCCUCGCCGACCAGGGCCAGGCGCCCCGCAUCUUCGGCUACGUCGACCGCCGCGGCCGCCCCCUCGUCGCCGUCCUCGCCGUCUCCGCCGUCGGCCUGCUGGCCUACCUGGCCGCCGACCGCCGCACGGGAGCCCACGGCGGCGGCGGGCCAGUCUUCGACUGGCUGCUCGCCAUCAGCGGCCUCAGCACCGUCUUCACCUGGUCCAGCACAUGCCUGGCGCACAUCCGCCUGCGCCGCGCCUGGGCCCGCCGCCGCCGCUCCCUGGCCGACCUGCCCUUCCGCGCCCAGGCGGGCGUGGUCGGCAGCUGGAUCGGCCUCGCCUGCAACCUGCUCGUGCUGGUCGCGCAGAUCUGGGUCGCCCUCUCGCCGCUGCCCCGUGACGACGACCGGCCCCGGACGGGCGCCGAGCGCGCCGAGACCUUCUUCCUCAACUGCCUCGCCCUGCCCGUGGUCCUGGUCUUCUGGCUCGGCCACAAGCUCUGGUUCGGCACCCGCUUCGUCCGGCUGGACGACAUGGACAUCGACACCGGCAUCAGGGACCUCGGCAGGCUGGGCGGCAUCAUCAAGGCUCAAGAGGAGGAGGAGCGGCGGAGCUGGCCGAGGUGGAAGCGUUUCUAUCGGCUCAUCUGUUGAAUGGCUAAGGCGUCACCGGUUUAUAUCUCAAUAUUAACCGCAUGUUGUUAUUUAUGGUGUAAUUACCAUAUGUACAUUAUUACUAUCUUUCACUUAUAAUGAGAACCAAAUACGGG